CGCUGUCUCAGUCGCAAUAACCACUGUCCGGAGAAAACAAUCAUAUUCAAGAAAAAUGGGUAAAGGCGGAUCACUAAGCGAAGGCGUGAUCAAGAACAUCGUCCUCUCCUACACAUACGUAGCGAUAUGGAUCUUCCUCAGCUUCACCGUCAUCGUCUACAACAAAUACAUCCUCGACAAGAAAAUGUACGACUGGCCUUUCCCUAUCUCCCUCACCAUGAUCCACAUGUCCUUUUGCUCAACCCUAGCUUUCCUCCUCAUCAAGGUCUUCAACUUCGUCGAGCCUGUCUCCAUGUCACGUGACACUUACCUUAGAUCCGUUGUUCCCAUCGGCGCGUUGUACUCACUCUCACUCUGGCUCUCUAACUCCGCUUACAUUUACCUCUCCGUCUCCUUCAUACAAAUGCUCAAAGCCCUCAUGCCCGUCGCGGUCUACUCCAUCGGUGUCAUGUUUAAGAAGGAAGGUUUUAAGUCGGAGACUAUGGUUAACAUGUUAUCCAUCUCCUUUGGUGUCGCCAUCGCUGCUUACGGAGAAGCUAGAUUUGAUGUGUGGGGUGUGGUUCUUCAGCUAGGUGCGGUUGCGUUCGAGGCGACAAGAUUGGUUUUGAUUCAGAUCUUGCUUACCUCUAAAGGAAUCACGUUGAAUCCUAUCACUUCUCUUUACUACGUUGCACCGUGCUGCUUAGGGUUCUUGUUUAUCCCUUGGAUUGUUGUGGAGUUUCCUGUUCUUAGAGAGACCUCUAGCUUCCAUUUUGAUUAUGUUAUUUUCGGGACCAAUUCGUUCUGUGCCUUUGCUUUGAAUCUUGCUGUGUUCCUUUUGGUGGGGAAGACGUCUGCUUUGACCAUGAAUGUUGCUGGUGUGGUUAAGGACUGGUUAUUGAUCGCAUUCUCAUGGUCGGUUAUUAAGGACACUGUGACUCCUAUUAAUCUUUUUGGUUAUGGGAUUGCAUUCUUGGGCGUUGCGUACUACAAUCACGCUAAGUUACAAGCGAUGAAAGCUAAAGAGGCUCAGAAGAGUGCUCAGCAGAUCGAUGAGGAGAGUGGUCGGCUUUUGGAAGAGAAGGAAGGUGGGAGGAAAAUUGAGCCAGAGGACUGAUUUUGUUUGGUGAAGUUUAUGAUUUUAUUUUAUUUUCUUUAACUUACAUUUUGUUUGAAUAAGAGCUUGAAGGGUUUAUAAGUAGAUGGAAGACAAGUUUUGGUUUAUGAUAA
Molecule: messenger RNA, 1209 nt
Organism: Brassica oleracea var. oleracea
Lineage: Eukaryota; Viridiplantae; Streptophyta; Magnoliopsida; Brassicales; Brassicaceae
Product: probable sugar phosphate/phosphate translocator At5g25400
Exons: 1
Coding region: 56-1096 (346 amino acids)
Cellular component (GO): Golgi apparatus; endosome; trans-Golgi network
Molecular function (GO): antiporter activity
Source: RefSeq, a predicted model, not a curated record